Molecule: messenger RNA, 1637 nt
Organism: Molossus molossus (Pallas's mastiff bat)
Lineage: Eukaryota; Metazoa; Chordata; Mammalia; Chiroptera; Molossidae
Gene: ALDOA
Product: aldolase, fructose-bisphosphate A
Exons: 9
Coding region: 176-1426 (416 amino acids)
Biological process (GO): glycolytic process; fructose 1,6-bisphosphate metabolic process
Cellular component (GO): cytosol
Molecular function (GO): fructose-bisphosphate aldolase activity
Source: RefSeq, a predicted model, not a curated record
ACAGAAGAUCUGGGUUCUAGUCUCAGAUCUGGCCCUUGGGUUGCUGGGUGACUUGAAUUACAGACUUCCUUUUUCUGGGUCCUUUCAGAUGAGGGGGUUGGGCCCUCUGCCUUAUGCAUGACCUCUAAAUUCUAAAAUAUUCCGGUUCGGUUUUGCUUCUAGGCAAGGUGACCCCAUGGCAAGGCGCAAGCCAGAAGGGUCCAGCUUCUACAUGAGCCACCUGUCCAUGGCUCUGGCCUAUUCCUUUACCCCAGAUGCCAGUAUGCAACCCCACCCUCAGCUGGGCAACACCCAGCAACAAACAGAGUUAGGAAAGGAGCUGACUGGCACCAUGUCCUACCAAUACCCAGCGCUGACCCCGGAGCAAAAGAAGGAGCUGUCUGACAUUGCUCAGCGAAUUGUGGCUCCGGGCAAGGGCAUCCUGGCUGCAGAUGAGUCCACUGGGAGCAUUGCCAAGCGGCUGCAGUCCAUUGGCACUGAGAACACUGAGGAGAACCGGCGCUUCUACCGCCAACUGCUGCUGACUGCCGAUGACCGCGUGAAUCCCUGCAUUGGGGGUGUCAUCCUCUUCCAUGAGACACUCUAUCAGAAGACAGAUGAUGGGCGUCCCUUCCCCCAAGUUAUUAAAUCCAAGGGUGGUGUUGUGGGCAUCAAGGUAGACAAGGGCGUGGUACCCCUGGCAGGAACAAAUGGCGAGACUACUACCCAAGGGCUGGAUGGGCUGUCUGAGCGCUGUGCCCAGUACAAGAAAGACGGAGCUGACUUUGCCAAGUGGCGCUGUGUGCUGAAGAUUGGGGAACACACCCCCUCAGCCCUUGCCAUCAUGGAAAAUGCCAACGUUCUGGCCCGUUAUGCCAGCAUCUGCCAGCAGAAUGGCAUUGUGCCUAUCGUGGAGCCUGAGAUCCUCCCUGAUGGGGACCAUGACUUGAAGCGCUGUCAGUAUGUAACUGAAAAGGUGCUGGCUGCUGUCUACAAGGCUCUGAGUGACCACCACAUCUACCUGGAAGGCACCUUGCUGAAGCCCAAUAUGGUCACCCCAGGCCAUGCCUGUACCCAGAAAUUUUCUAAUGAGGAGAUUGCCAUGGCAACUGUCACUGCACUGCGCCGCACAGUGCCCCCAGCUGUCCCUGGGGUCACCUUCCUAUCUGGAGGUCAGAGUGAGGAGGAGGCAUCCAUCAACCUCAACGCAAUCAACAAGUGCCCCUUGCUAAAGCCAUGGGCCCUGACCUUCUCCUAUGGCCGAGCCCUACAAGCCUCUGCUCUGAAGGCCUGGGGUGGAAAGAAGGAGAACCUGAAGGCUGCUCAGGAGGAAUAUGUCAAGCGAGCACUGGCCAAUAGCCUCGCCUGUCAAGGAAAGUACACCCCGAGUGGUCAGGCUGGAGCAGCAGCCAGCCAAUCCCUCUUCAUCUCUAACCAUGCCUACUAAGCAGAGGUGAUCUAGGGCUGCCCCUUCAACACUCCAGGCUCCACCCCCUCCCACACUCACCCUCGAAGAGAAGGCCUCAUCCGGGGCUCCAGGCUGCUCUUUCCCAGCAAUCUUGCCUUCCUUGUGACGUUGGUGCGUGGUGUUGUCUGUGUAUGCCAACUCCAAUAUCCUCUCCAGCCCACUGCCAAUAAACAACUAUUUAAGGGGGAGU